Lucilia sericata (common green bottle fly) is the source of this 2625-nucleotide messenger RNA. It is a transcript of the gene CPT2, whose product is annotated as carnitine O-palmitoyltransferase 2, mitochondrial. Gene Ontology annotation, biological process: fatty acid beta-oxidation. Gene Ontology annotation, molecular function: carnitine O-palmitoyltransferase activity. The transcript has 5 exons. The record is from RefSeq and is a predicted model, not a curated record. NCBI's taxonomy places the organism in Eukaryota, Metazoa, Arthropoda, Insecta, Diptera, Calliphoridae. Bases 230 to 2251 code for a protein of 673 amino acids. Gene Ontology annotation, cellular component: mitochondrion.
ACAAAAACAAACCGACAACUGUUUGCUAUCUCUUAAGUAUUUGUUGUUGCUAUUAUUUAUAUUUAUUUAUUUGUGUGACCUGUUUUUUGUUGUUGCUUAUAUUCCAACAAACAAAUAAUAGAAAUUGGACUUUGUAUUUUUUCUAUUGUUUAUUGCGAAUUUUUGCUUUUAGCUGCAGACAGUUUAAUUUUAAGUUACAAAGUGUUAGAAGUGUUAUUUAUAGGAAAUAAUGGUACGUGGUCAAUUGUAUGCCUCCAGCAAGAAGUUGGGUAUUUCCCAACCUUUGCCAGUUUUGCUAAGAUCAAUGGCUACUCAAUCAUCUAGUCAUUCGGAUUCUUAUCAAUAUUUGCAACGCUCUAAAUUGCCUACAUUGUAUUUUCAAAAAUCUUUACCUCGUCUACCCAUUCCCUUGGUAGACAAGACUUGUGAACGUUUCUUAGCCGCCGUGCAACCCAUUACCAGUUCGGAUGAAUUUAAAGAAACGCAACAGAUUGUGGAAAAGUUUCGUAUGCAUGAGGCGGCCGAUUUGAAUGCUCUGCUAAAGAUAAAAGAUGAGGCCAAUAAACAUACCAGUUAUAUAUCGGAACCAUGGUUCGAUAUGUACUUGAGAGAUCGUGUUCCCUUACCUUUAAACUACAAUCCCUUGCUGGUGAUGAAAAACGAUUCACGUCCCCAAUAUCAACAACAAACUGUACGUGCUGCCAACCUUAUCAUCUCAUCUUUACGCUUUUGGCGUUCCCUGCAAGAUGGUGUUCUUGAACCCGAAGUUUUCCAUUUAAAUGCCAAAAAGACUGAUAAUGAAAAAUAUCGCCGUUGGAUGCGUAUAGCACCCACAAUAAUAGCCACCUAUGCCUCGUAUGCCUUUAAAGCAUUCCCUCUCGAUAUGAGUCAAUAUGAACGUUUGUUUGGUACUUCUCGUAUACCGGAAUUCGAAAAAGAUCGUUUAGUACAAUCGCCCAAUUCCAAACAUAUAAUGGUUAUGCGUCGUGGUAAUAUUUAUGCUGUAGAUGUACUAGAUGCUAAUGGUAAUAUAGAGCCUGCAAAAGAAAUAUUGGCUCGUCUUAAUGCUGUCAUUAAGUUAGAUGAAACUAAAACGACUGCUGAGGUUCCUUUGGGUGUUCUUACCGCUGAUGAACGUAAUGAAUGGGCUGGCAUAAGGCAACAUAUUGUUAGCAAUAGUGUGAAUAAUUCUUUGUUGACGCAGCAGUUGGAUACGGCUUUGUUUUGUGUUUGCUUGGAUACACAGGAAGAUCCGGUGUAUGAGGAAAAUAAUCCAGUUCCGGUCUUAAAGCAUUUAUUGGCUGGAAAGGGAACUAAUAGAUGGUUUGAUAAAUCUGUAUCCAUUCUGUUAAGUGCUGAUGGUACAGCUGCUGUUAAUUUUGAACAUGCCUGGGGCGAUGGUGUAGCCGUUUUACGUUACUUCAAUGAAAUAUACAAGGAAACUCUCAACAAACCCUUUUUAAGUACCAACGACCUUGAAGCUGUAUCCAGUCAUGCUGUAGAAACCUCAACCGUACGCCAUCUCAAUUUCGAAAUCGAUGAUAAACUUAAGGAAUUAGUAAAACAAUCGAAUAAUAGAAAUCAACAGAAUAUUAAACCGCUUAAUAUGCACAUGUUACGCUAUCCACAUCUAAGUAAAAAUGCCUGUAAAAGAGAUCGUUUAAGUCCGGACUCUAUAAUGCAGUUGUCUUUCCAACUGGCCUAUAGACAAGCUUUCGAUAAAUAUGUGGGUACAUAUGAAUCCUGCAGUACAGCUGCUUUCAAACAUGGACGCACUGAGACUAUGCGUCCCUGUACCAAUGCCACCAAACAGUUCUGUGAAAGUGUUUUAGAUUCCAAGACUAAUAGCGAUGCCAAAUAUUUACGUACUCUUAUCGAUCAAUGUUCUACUUAUCAUGGUCAACUGACAAAAGAUGCUGCCAUGGGUCAGGGUUUUGAUCGUCAUUUAUUUGCCUUAAAACAUACAGCCGCUAUUAAUAAUAAACCUUUGCCAGAAUUGUAUAACAGUGUAGCCUUUAAACGUAUUAAUCACAAUAUUAUAAGUACUUCCACCUUAUCAUCGGAUGCUUUAUUAGCCGGUUCAUUUGGUCCUGUAGUACGUGAUGGCUUGGGUAUUGGUUAUUCCAUACAAAAUGAAGAAUGUGGCGCUAUUGUUACAUCCUAUGAAAAUGGCUGUAAUGGCCAGGAAUUUAUAAACAGUUUAGAACAAGCCUUUAAUGCUAUACGCAAAGUCAUUGUUGAAAGCAAAUAACAAGUAAAAAGUGUGCGUAGUUUUGUUUUAGUUGUUCCUUUUUGCCAAAGCAUUUAAUGCGUUUUUGAGCAAUUAAUUUCAUUACCCUUUUUUUUUUUUUGCUUUCAUGUAUUGCCGGUUUGUGUGUUUACAAAACGCCCUUUAAGACUAAAUGGUUUUGGCAUAAAAACAAACCAUAACAUGUUCUCUACUUCUGUAUUUACCAUUUUCCAUUUUAUUUUUAUAAUUUUAAUUGUUGCAUUUUUGCUCCCUGCUAAAGAGAUUAAAUUUCUAAUUAUGUUUUUUUUUUAUAUAUUUUAAAGUGUAUCAGGAUUAAGUUAUAAGAUCAAUUACGAAAGUAUGAAAAAUAAAGUGAAAACUAGUUAAAAUUUUAA